Molecule: messenger RNA, 1127 nt
Organism: Hevea brasiliensis (rubber tree)
Lineage: Eukaryota; Viridiplantae; Streptophyta; Magnoliopsida; Malpighiales; Euphorbiaceae
Product: rho GDP-dissociation inhibitor 1
Exons: 5
Coding region: 214-927 (237 amino acids)
Biological process (GO): Rho protein signal transduction
Cellular component (GO): cytoplasm; membrane; cytosol
Molecular function (GO): Rho GDP-dissociation inhibitor activity; protein binding
Source: RefSeq, a predicted model, not a curated record
UCUACUUUGAAAUCGACACAGCCCAGACUGAAAUUAAGACAGGGCAAAGACAAAAGAACAAAGAAGCUUUGUAUUAGAGAGGAGGAAGGAGCCGGGGAUCACUGCCUCUGCUCUGUCUGCAACCUUUGAACGCUUAAUCCUGUCCUUUUGCAUUUUAAAGUUGAAAGGGUAUUCUGUGGUUUUAAACUUUAAAGUUACAGUAGAGAGAGAGAGAUGGAUGGUGGAAAGGGAGUGGAAGCAGGCCCAUCCACAACAGGAGUAGUUGGUGAGAAACAAGAGAGGCAAAAGGAAAUGGCAGACAAAGCACUAGCUGAAGCUGUUAUUGAUUAUGAUGAUGAUGAGGAGGAGGAGGAGGAGGAGGGUAGUGGGGUUCCUGUUCCUGUUCCUGGUUUCGUACCUGGGCCUUUGCUCUCUCUCAAGGAACAGAUUGAAAAAGAUCAGGAUGAUGACAGCUUAAGGAGGUGGAAAGAGAAGCUACUUGGUUGUGUUGAGGGUGACUUAAAUGGUUUGUGCCAAAUGGAACCGGAAGUGAAGUUUCACUCUAUAGGAAUUAUAUCCAGUGACUUCGGGGAAAUAAAUACUCCCCUACCUGUUGAUGGCAAUCGGAGCAGCCAAGUCCAUUUUACUCUCAAAGAAGGAUCUCGAUACCAACUUAAGCUAACAUUUAAUGUUCUACACAAUAUUGUUUCUGGCCUAAAUUACUCAAAUAUUGUGUGGAAGGGGGGACUCCAAGUUGACCAAAGCAAAGGAAUGUUGGGCACUUUUGCUCCUCAGCGGGAACCAUAUGUGCAUACUUUGGAGGAGGAGACUACUCCAUCUGGUGCAUUGGCAAGGGGAAUUUACUCAGCAAAGCUUAAGUUCGAAGAUGAUGACAGAAGAUGUCAUAUGGAUCUAAAAUAUUCCUUUGAGAUAAAAAAGAGGAGCUAGCCAAUUCUACACCAGUGUUUGUUUGUGUUUUCAACUUUUCACGUAUGUCUUUAUGAACCACAUAGAUGUUUUUGAAUCUAUUAAAUUGAGAUUGAAUGUAGGUGUGAGGGAAAUAUAGUCUAUUUUCCAAUCGGCAACUUCGAACCAAAAUUGUCAUGCCUCACGUUUUGCUAUCUUUAUCCAUUAUCAUACAUUAGAAA